Molecule: messenger RNA, 1382 nt
Organism: Mangifera indica (mango)
Lineage: Eukaryota; Viridiplantae; Streptophyta; Magnoliopsida; Sapindales; Anacardiaceae
Product: hydroxypyruvate reductase
Exons: 10
Coding region: 174-1205 (343 amino acids)
Molecular function (GO): phosphoglycerate dehydrogenase activity; NAD binding
Source: RefSeq, a predicted model, not a curated record
GGCCCAUUCUUGAACUACUCUCACUCCACCCACCAAAUAAAAAACACCCUAUCUAACAAAAGCUUUUCAGGGGUUGUCAAUUUUCGUCCUCUUAAAUUUCCUGGAAGGGGUUGAGUCACUCUCACCAGUAGCUGUAGAAACUCGGUUGAUUUAGUGCAGAUUUGUUAUACAAAAUGGAGGGAGUGGAUAGGAAAACUGAUCUGAAUAUUACCCGUGUUCUCUUUUGUGGGCCAUCCUUUCCUCCUUCUCAUAAUUAUACUAAAGAAUACCUGCAAAAUUAUUCGUUCAUUCAGGUUGAUGUUGUCCCACUUGAUGAUGUUCCUAAUGUCAUACAAAACUACCAUCUUUGUGUGGUAAAAAACAUGCGGCUUGAUUCAAAUGUUAUAUCUCAGGCAAAGAAGAUGAAGCUAAUAAUGCAAUUUGGUGUUGGCCUUGAAGGUGUUGAUAUUGAUGCUGCUACAAGAUGUGGAAUAAAAGUUGCUAGAAUCCCAGGUGGCAUGACUGGAAAUGCGGCAUCAUGUGCAGAAAUGACUAUAUAUCUAAUAUUGGGCCUUCUUCGGAAGCAGACUGAAAUGCGAAUUUCGAUAAAGCAAAAAAGACUUGGAGAACCUAUUGGUCAAACACUACUUGGUAAAACUGUUUUUAUCAUGGGAUUUGGAAAUAUUGGUAUUGAUUUGGCAAAGCGCUUGCGGCCAUUUGGCGUGAAAAUUAUUGCCACAAAAAGGAGUUGGGUUUCACAUUCUCAAGUUUCUUGUCAUCCGAAUGUUGAAAAUGGAGUUACGGAUGAUUUGGUUGAUGAGAAGGGAUGCCAUGAAGAUAUUUAUGAGUUUGCCAGCAAGGCUGACAUUGUUGUUUGUUCCCUGAGUUUGAACAAAGAGACAGCUGGCAUAAUAAACAAAUCAUUCUUAUCUUCAAUGAAAGAGGAUUCUCUUUUGGUGAAUAUUGCUCGUGGAGGUCUUUUGGACUACGACGCUGUUGUUCAUUACCUAAGCAGUGGCCACUUGGGAGGGUUGGGCAUGGAUGUUGCUUGGACUGAGCCUUUUGAUCCUGAUGAUCCAAUUUUGAAGUUCAACAAUGUUCUAAUCACGCCACAUGUUGCAGGAGUUACUGAACAUUCUUACAGAUCCAUGGCUAAGGUUGUCGGGGAUGUUGCUCUUCAGCUUCAUGCUGGAACUUCUUUGACAGGGAUAGAGAUUGUCAACUGAUUCAAUUCAGGGUUCAUUCCUCGGCCAUUGAAGGAACAUCUAUUAGUUCAUAUUAUUAAAUACAAUUAUUUAAAUGUUAAAAUCCAGAAACAUCACUAGAAUCUUUGUUGGCUUUUGGCUGAACUAAAUGUCUCUUUCUUUUAAUGAUCUAAGUAAUUGAAAUUUUCGUUAUCAACA